Amphibalanus amphitrite is the source of this 3256-nucleotide messenger RNA. RefSeq names its product beta-1,3-galactosyltransferase 6-like. Lineage: Eukaryota; Metazoa; Arthropoda; Thecostraca; Balanomorpha; Balanidae. Gene Ontology annotation, biological process: glycosaminoglycan biosynthetic process. The coding region runs from base 877 to 1875 and encodes 332 amino acids. Gene Ontology annotation, cellular component: membrane. The record is from RefSeq and is a predicted model, not a curated record. The transcript is spliced from 2 exons. Gene Ontology annotation, molecular function: UDP-galactosyltransferase activity.
AAAAUGAUAAUAGGAGAAUGAUGUGUAAUAUUCCUUACUUUUUGUGGUCUAGUACUCUAGUAAUAACAUCGCGGUGUGACAUAAAAACAGGUGGGGGUUUUCUGAAGUGGUAUGUAUGAACUUGUCCUUUGUUUAGCUUUCCUUCUUUCACAAACCUCUUCAUCUCAAUCUUGCACAGCACUUUUAUGUGAAGCUUUUCCAGUUCAAGUUCAAGUAAGUAAGCAAUGAAUUUGACUUAUUUUUAUUCAGCAUCCUCUCUUGAAUCUUAUCAGUUAUCACACAACUUAUACAGUUAAUUGUAGCUGGAAUCCCACAUUACUUUCCACAUGUGAACACAGUUCGCACUUCACAAGGUGAUGAUUAAGCAUUCAUGUCACAAGUAGCCUUCUAUAUAGGUAGCAUUUAUUGGUACUUAUUAUUACUUAUUGGCACCAAAAUUGAUAGGCUCACUGGCCACUGCUCUUGGUGUGUUCUUUCCUGCUUGGUUGAGAUAUGAAAGGGCCAUGAAACAUUUCUUUAGAUCUUUGGUUGUCUGCAAUGCAAACUUAAUUUGCUGGCAUACAAUUGCUCAAUCUACAAAUCAGCAUUCUAAUUUGUUUUUCUUCUCCUGCGUAAAUAAGUAGACUGAGAUGGUUUGUCAGGAAGCAUUCUAAAAACAUUGGAAAUUUUUUCAGUAUAGUAUGCAUUCAAAAUUCAAAUAAUAAUUAUCUAACCUUAUGAGCAGCUGACAAGGUACCAAUUUUCUGGAGAAGAAAGGCAUUUUCAUAUUUUUAUUGAAAUGUUGAUUUACAUGAGUAGAAGUGUUCAACGUUACAACAUAAUCUUAGAAGUUAUUUGCCCUUGGCCCCUUUCAGAAGUCUCGUAGCACCCAGGCAGAUGACUCCUGCAAUACUGCGGCCCUGCCUCAAGAGGCGGCUGCUGGUACUGCUGUUUUGCCUAACUGCCACAGCAUGUUUCAUUCUGGGAGUUUGCGUCAGUGUGGUCAUCCUUGAGCCUGAGCGUUCAGGUCUCAGGUGUUCAGAGUCCAAGCAAUCAGAGCCAGAUGGACCAGAGUACAAGCUGGUGGUGCUCGUGCUGACCGCCCCGGACAAUGUGGAGCGGCGCGACACGCUACGCGCCACCUGGCUGCGGCCGCGCGGCGGCUCCCCGCCCCCGGCGCGCCACUGGUUCGUACUGGGCGGCGCCGCGCUGCCAUCCGAGCAGCACUCGCGCCUGCUGGCCGAACAGAGCCGUCACGGAGACCUGCUGAUACUACCGCACGUCACCGACGCCUACACCCAGCUCACUGAGAAGGUGCUGGCCGCGUUCGUCUGGCUCGGCGCGCACUCACGCCACCAGUACGUGAUGAAGUGUGAUGAUGACACAUUCGCCCGGCUCGGCCCGUUGUUGACCGAGCUGGAAUUGGCGCCCAGGAGUCGAUUUUAUAUGGGUUUCUUUGACGGUCGCGCUCGGCCCCGUCGGACGGGAAAGUGGGCCGAGCCCUCGUGGGACAUCUGCGACCUGUACCUGCCGUACGCGCUGGGUGGGGGUUACAUCCUCUCCAGUGACCUGGUAUCAUACCUCGCCACUGCCGCACCCCACCUGCGCCGCUUCAACAGUGAGGACGUGUCAGUGGGAGCGUGGCUGUCACCUCUGGCAAUCGAGAGGCGCCACGACCCUCGCUUCGACACAGAGUGGGAGUCUCGGGGCUGCGACAACCGCCACCUGGUGACGCACAAGCAUAAUGUUGCGCAGAUGACCGAGAUGCAGCGCACUCUGGAGCGACGCGGCGUGCUCUGUGACAAAGAGAAGAGGGUUCGGGGAUCGUACGUGUAUAACGCGUCCGUGCCGCCGUCUCAGUGCUGUAAACGGGUCACGGAUACGUCACUGCCGUGAGUGGAAGGGUUUAGUGGUAGGUCGGGGAUGGGUCUUCAUUUCAUCAUGUGUGCGGCUCAAGGAAGUGUGUUUCUCUUGUCUGAAAGUGACAGUGUUAGGUAUGUAUCACCUACUGGAGCGCACUUUUUAGUGAUGAAUUGGUGACGAUCGUGAAAGUGAUGUAUUUGAUUUUAUACUUUGGCUUUAUUUGUGCCACCGUAUGCCUGAUAAGGUGACUCCUGCCAGACCUGUACGAAAUGUUUUUAAAAGUUGACGCUAUACCGAAAUAGCCACGACCUGAGGAAGGCGUUCGUUAUCAGCAUUUUAAGCCAGAUCUUACCCGUCGUUAGCUACGAGUUGCUCCGAUCACGACACAUUGGAGGUAAGACUAUCUAAGACGUUUUUAGUGGUGAGGUGUGGUGCGGUGAGUGACGGACACUUAGGCUUAUGUUGUCUGACGGUAGAUGGCAGCAAUCGUCCGUGAGGGCCGAGGUUCUGCGACUGGUAGGCUGCCGAGUUAUCAAUGACUUUCUAGAUUGAUGUGAGUAGCAUGUAUUGCUGACAUUAUUUUGAUAGUUCCUGUAGUGACAUUGACUUUGUGACAUAUUACUUAUUUAUUAUGAGAGCUGUAGGUAAUGGUGCCCUGUAGGUAUGCAGUAUAAUCGCUAGCAUUACGAUAAGUGUAAGAUUGAGGUUUUAGUACGGUUGUGACAGUAGAAGUGCCAGGGUGUUUCUGUAUUUGCGCAAAUCACCAACAGGCUUGGCCCAAUGACAGGUGAAGUCAUAUAAGUAGGUAUAUCACACCAAACACACUAUAAAAAUAAUGAUCUGUUCUAAGUAGAGAAGACUAUAGAAGUAAAAGUAAAAAUACCUAUAGUGUAAAAAAAGACUAUAAAGGCAGAGUGUAAAUGACUACGUAGGCAUAACAUGGAUAAUUGUGGGUGGAUAAUUGUGCCGAGUUGGGGUAGCACGAGCUUUCCCAAUUCCACGCCGGCUUGGCUUUAGAGCCACAACAGACGGCGGAGGUCAAGGUCACCGCUAGGGCGGCGGCGGAUUUGCUGCGCCCGUGCUACCCCAACUCAGCACAUUUGUCCACCCCUGAGAAGUGCUCGUUGCCACCGGCAUCCAGCUUAGAAUGAAUCAAUGACUGCAUUUCGAGAUUGGUAUAGGCACUGCAUUUUUCAUGAACAUCGUCUCGUCAUCGCACCCAUCUCGUAACUUAUAUGUAUUGUGAUCGCAUGAAGGUGCCAAACACACUGCGAUUUGAUAGCACUAGGAAUGUACACUUUUGUGGUUUGCGUUGUUUGUAGGACUACCCUACGAGCCACCAGUGCUACCUUCAAUGUUGUGUCAGACCGUUACUAAUGUAUUGGUUGUGCAGAAUGUAAGCGUUGUUUUAACA